AUGGUGGAUUACAGCAAGUUUGACAAGAUUGCUGUGGAUUCAUCCGACUCAGACGAUGCGGCGGCUGUUUGCGCUCCCACACGUCCGGCAGGCCAGCCGCGGAGUUUGGGCAGAUCCUCCUCAGCCAAGCAGCAGCAAGAGGAUUUCGCUUAUCCGACUCGAGGCCAGGGCAUCGUGUCCUUUGACAUACGGGAUGAAGCUUGUAGGCGCCAUGGGUACUUGCAUGGAGAUGUGGUUAUCACAGAGAACGGGCGGGUCUCCACCGCCAUUGGCGUCUACGAUGACAUGCUAUGGUUCCAUGUGGAAGGUUCUGAUGGUGCUGGCAUUUGGGUGAAUGAAACCCUCAAGAAAAUUGGUCGCACCACCCUCCGGCCUGGCGCGUCCAAGGAGGCCCCCACACUUGCAUCAGAGUGGCUGAAUCUGGAUUUCUUAUACACUGCAGGGGUCACAGUGUCGUCAGCCGAAGUGGUGCCGUUCGACAUCCGCGAUGAGAUUUGCAUGUCGGUGGGUGGCUUCAAGCAUGGACAAGUUCUUGAAGUACCAGGCAUCCGCAAGCCGGUGGUGACUAUCGGAGUCCGUCGCGAUCGUUUCUGCAUGGCCUUGUGGUUCCACGUCAAGGGUUCACCAGGGGCUGGCAGGUUUGAGGAAGGUGUCUUGGGCAAGGCUCGCGUGAAAGGGCACCAGGCGAAAGACGGGGGAGAGUCGGCGGAGAGCCAGAGGCUGUUGGAGCAGCUCCAAGCCGAGCGCAGGGCUCGACAGGAGGCGGAGGCAGAGGUCAAGAACCUUCGCAAGAAGCUCGAGAAGCUACGUGCUUCAAAUGCCAGCCUUAUCAAGUCCACGAGCAACAGUGAAAGACAGGCAGUGCGCAAGGAUCGAAUGAAGCGCGACGUCAUUGCCAGCGAGGUGGAGGCUGAAACGAAGGAGCGCCUCAUGGUCGAGCUGGUGCGGCCAAAGCUGGCAGAGUUGGCCGACCUCCGCCAGGAGCAGGAAUCCGUCCAAAGACGCUUGCAGAAUAAUGUGCUGGACACACAGCGUUUGCGCGAGGAGCUUGAACGUCGAGAAAGAGAAGCCCUGCGACUCCGUCAAGAAGCCACUCGCUUGCACCAAGCUUUUUUGGAAACUCCAAGGCAUCACACCCUAGGAUUUCCUCUUCUUUUCGGUGCGAAAGAGGCCUUGCGCUUGGAAGAGCGCAUCGAGAAGGAAUCCGCCGAAAAGACGGGAUGGACCCCAUAUUCUGGAGCAGUCAGCGCACAUCUAAUGGAUGCCUAUAUCAAAGGCACCAGCAACGUGACGGUGUCCUGUGAGGGUCGAAGCUACCAGGUCGAUUUCACAUUGCAGAUGCAGCUGAACCUGUCCACAAUGAAGCGCCGCCGCAUUCGUUGCAAUCUGGGUUUGCCGAAACACUGGCAGAUGAGCAAUGAAGAAGGGCUGAAGCUGAUACGAGGUGAGCCUUUAUCUGAUCAAGACUCGGUAAUCUCGGGAGGCAUCUCUGUGCGCACUCGACUAACUACCAUCAGUGAGGCGGCAGUCAUGGCCAUGCAAGUGCCUUUCAAAAGACAUGUCAUCAAAAUUUCAGAGGCCGAGACCUUGGAAGAACUCGAGGGACUCCUAAACAAAUUGCUGGAAGCCUACCAAGUGCGCAACCCGUACCUAUGGCGUCGAUUCCAGCGGUUUGGCAGAACCAUCCGCGACAAGCAGCUGCAGUUUGGGAUCACACCGGAAGGAAUACAACCGCCUGUUGGACAUGCAUUGGCCAAGCUCGCGAAGCGGCUUGACGUUGAUGUUGACCGCAACGAGCGGUUGUUAUUCCAUGGCACGAAACACUUUGGCUACGCCAAGGCUAUAGCCACCGAAGGUUUCGACAACCGAGUUGCAAAAGAAGGACUUUACGGAAAUGGGACGUAUUUCGCCGCGCAGACAUGCAAAAGCGCUCAGUAUGCUGCACGAGGGGCCAUGACUGGAAAGGUCUCUAGCCAUCGCCCGGGGACCAUUAACGUGGCUCGGGUUGCACUCGGCGAUCCGUUCUAUACUGCCGGUGCAUAUGACGGAUCUCGUCCGCCCACGAAAUCUUUCAACCAUUCAGAUUCGGACGACUCUGACCAGGAGGAUGCUCGGGACAUCAUUUGCGACUCACUCAUUGCACGGCCUGGCAUCAAACGCGGAAAUCUGGAACAAAGCCACAUGGAGAUCGUGACAUUUGCACCAGAGCAGGCCUACCCUGAGUUCAUUCUGCGCUUUGCUGAAGACUGUCGACUCGUGACACUUCCUGAUUCCGAAAAGCUCCCCCUCCGCUGCGUGGACUUAGGAGCCAAGACUGGAGGUCUACGACAGGAUACUUCAGUUAAACUCCAGCUCUUCUUGCAGCUUCUAGUUGUCGUCUCAACCGACGCCAUGACGGAUUUAAAACCCUGUCAGCUGCUCCUUUGCUCGGCAGCCACUGUCGACAUCAUCUACCCCAACCCGAUUGCAUUCGCUGCAAAGAAAUCGGAUGGCAGCGUGGUGACUUGGGGUGAUUCACAGACUGGUGGUGACUCGAGUUCUGUCAAGUGGAGAACUUAUGCACCUAGGAAGGUUCUGCAGGCGAUGGAAACGAUUGUUCCUAGCAGCCGCAGCAACGCCCCCCAGCAGCUGGACUUCAACUUCGACACAUGCACAUUGGGCGACAUGAUGAACGCAGUGUUUUGGAAGAAGAUUGGAGACCUGGGGAUUGAGCUUGGCCACAAUGAGGCUUCAGGCGGUGCUGCUUUGGCAGACGGGCCACCGCCGCGCCGGCCGCCACUUCCGCGGCGGCGCCAGCAGAGUAGAUCGAGGAGAGACUGUGACUUGGUCCCAUACCCCGAUGACCCCGCCAACAAGUCGUCCAACUCCACGCGACGCGACGAGCGGCGCAGAGCAAGGAGUCCACCAACUCGCGAGGCUGGGAUGAGCCAGCUGCAACGAGGCAUGCUGGAGCACAUCAGCAAGGAAGCAGAGCAUUUCCAAGUUCAGCGCACCAAGUUCAAACAUGUUGAUGUCAGGGAUAUAGAGACAAGCAGUGAGACCAUCAACAGCGCAACAUAUCUUGACUUGGUACAUGACCUCCAGUUGGGAAGGCAGGUGGACACACUGCCUCCGUUGGUGGUGAUCAAGUUCGUCGAAACAGCAGUCCAUGUGGCGGUGUUUGGAAAUACGUGUGUCGUCUUUGAAGAUGUCAACUUCCUUGGCGAAGAGAAAGUGCUCGCACCUCUGGCUGGCAAACUGGUGCUGCAGUCGGAGGAUCAGAUGGCCUGCUUGCAUCGUUUCCUCGCGAACAAGCGUCACGCAGCAAACGAUCCCGCAGAGACGGGAAGCAGCGUUCUACACAAGUUCAAAGACAACGUGCGAGUGGUGGAUGUCAAAGACAUCCGUCACUCUCACGACGCUGUGAACAUGCACUUCGCGCAUGGCGCGCACAAGGGACAGUCAGUCCAGACACUGGUGGAGGAUCUGAUUUCAGGGAAGCUCACGCCGAGAGACAUCACGCCACUGGUGUUGCUCGAAUUGAAAGAGGGAGAAUAUUGGACUAUCUUUGGAAAUAGGAAAAAGUUCGGCGAGCGCAAGCGGCAUCCUGGUCCUGUCUUGAUGGAUUGCCUGGUGUGGGACAAGGCAUGGCAUUCCAAAACACUGAACGACUACGCCGCAGUGAAGGGGUCGAAUUCGGAUGGCAGCGCGGUGACCUGGGGUUCUUCAGAUUGGGGUCGGGACUCUGGUUCUGUCAGCAGCCACUUGACGUCUGGCAGCGAAACCAUCUACUCCAACGGAUUGGCCUUUGCCGCAAAGAAAUCGGAUGGGAUUGUGGUGACUUGGGGUGAUGCAAAGUAUGGCGGGGCCCUUGUGGACCUCCUUUGGGACUCCGAGGACCUCCGAGGCCCGGACUCCUUCCUCUGGGCCUUGGCAGCCGCGGGCAUCUCCGAAGCCGAGGUCAUUCAUGAAGCCUGCGUGGAGGUGGCAACGAAUUUAUUUCAUGGUGAGGAUCCUGGUUCCUUCGGACGCUUGUCCAGGGUCCUGUGGUCCAUGGAGACCUUGGGCGCAUCGAGCCGUCAAGUUUGCAGGUCGAUGAGUCGAAGGCUCUUGCAAGAAAUCAACGGCGCUGAGUUGGAGGAGAUUGCAAUGGUCGUGUGGCCUCUGGUCUCGGGCGACGCGGAUCUUUCAACAGCUGCAGCGAUUCAGAGGAGGGUGGAGAGCCAGCUCAGGCAGUUGAGGCGGACUUCACCAAGUGGGUUGAUCUUCCAGCGUCUGGGCAUCUCCGUGAUGGGCAUCGCAGGCUCCUUUGCCAUGGCUGGGCGCUUGCCCCGGAGCUUCCGAGCUUCGCUGCAAAAAGCGCUGCUGCAAACCGGCAUCGACUUGGACAAAAGAAGCAACGUCAAGAUGCGGACCAGCCUGCUCCAUGGGCCUUCUGAACAUGACGACAUGUCGGCGACGGUGGUGUGGGACCAGCCGGACCGAGCCGUUUUCUUCAAGCCCCCUGGAUGGGAAGUCUAUGGUGCCCAUACGAAUCGCCAGAUGUCGUCUUUCGCUGCCAGUCACUUCGGCAACUGGGUAGCAGAAGCAGAGGGAAUCGCUUGGUUACGAGAGAAGCACUUCAAAGCUGCCAGCGGAAUCGCGCGGAACGCCGGUCGAGACCAUCGCUGCGAUACUUCUUACGCACAGACUGUUUGCUGGCACAUGAAAGAUGACGGAAACGUGGCUUGUGGCUUUAAGGAUAGGUCACAACUUCGGCUUCUUGCACCGUCUGGAUGUGCCGAGUUCAGGAUUGAUCGCCUUCGCCAAGACCUACGCCGCCUUCUACGACCUGCAGUUCCAGUUGCAUCUGGGGAGAAUCACUCGGGACUACACCUGCCUGGCCCAUGGCUGGCUCUGCCCAUCCUUGCAUCAAAUCACUGCGAAGGUGCAAGCCGGCACGACAGGACCAACGAUCUCGGGCGGCCGUGGAAAGUGGAGCCAAACUCGCCUGAAACUACUUGGUUACAUGAGGCAUCCUGUGGGUGCUUUCAGCCACCUCAUUCUACGGAUUGUCACAGGGAGGAAGCAUCAAAUCAG
This is a messenger RNA of Symbiodinium necroappetens, 5058 nucleotides long. The record is from the annotation of a GenBank genome assembly. Lineage: Eukaryota; Dinophyceae; Suessiales; Symbiodiniaceae.